AGAGAAGAAGUGGCAAAGCAUUCCAGUAUCUUUGCCAAGAAAACCCUAAAUGGGGCCAUGAAGAGUGGGACACAACUGAAAUGACAGAACAAAAGGAAAGCCCAAUAUUCAGAGAUGAAAUUUGAUAGUGAGAAGACAUAGGUGUCUUGUGGUAAGGACAGACCUGAAUGGGGGUGGGGUACAGAUCUUCUGGCUCCAGGUCUGACUCUGGAUCAUACAUAGAUUGGGGGUAGGGGACUACUGAGUUACAGGAUUUGUGAGGCAGAAGGGUAGUUUUUUAUGACUUUUGCAUUGGGCUUUGGGUCAGCAAGAUUAGAGAGCUAAGACUUCCUUAGAUACUUACUAGAUGUUUCUUCCUAGAUAAGUCACUUAAUUUCUUAGCCUCAGUUUCCUCAUCUGUAAAAUGGGGGCAAUCUCUUUCACAGAGCUGUUGUGAGGAUCAACUGAGAUAACAUAUGUAAAGUACUUUGCAAACCUUAACAUCCUACAUACAUUCUAGCUAUUAUUAUCAUUAGCCUGUUUUUGUCAGAAGUCAGUGUGUGGCUGGGUCAGUGUGAUUUACAUAGGUCAUUCUGUGGCUGGGCUGAGAGUGCGGAUUUAAACUGGAUUAUGGGCUCAAUGUAGGAUUCGGGAAUGGAGGAGAGCUAACUGACCUUUGUGGAGAUCAAACCAUGGGCCUUGACUGCACUAAAGAUCUCCUGGAUGCCUCCUGCCUGUGGAGAGGUAACUUUGGGAUUUCUGAGACUGUGCCAGCCAAGGACAAACCCAGACAGGUUCUACCAAGCUGGAAAGGCUUUGAGUAGGGAAGGCCAAUGUGAAGGACUGUUUGUCCAUCCUCUGAGUCAGCCUAGGUAAAUUCAGAGAAACACAUCUCCAGGAUGGCUGCAGGGAAUGGAUCAUGCUUUUUGACUUGAAGAUUACAUUCAUAGCCAUCUGUGCUGAUGGAGGGAAUACCUACCAUCAACAAAAAUCGCAAAUACUACACAUAUUGCACUACAGGCUGCGCUCAGAUGCAGCUAGGAAGACCCUGGUCUGAGCAGUUAGGUGUAGCUUGGAGCCCCUGGCCUGAAGGGGGAGUCUAGGGCACAAAAAUUGAACCGUUCUCAGGGAGCUACUCUGGCCGAGCUCAGGGCCUGAAGUACCGCUUCUGAAUCCGAGGCCAUCCUGGAGCCAGCCCGGAUCGCACCUCAUCCUAACUGCGGCUUCGCCAAGUCCAGCUUGUAUCAGGCACGCCCCUGUAAUGAGAAUACCUCGACUGGGUCCUUUCUCUCAGUGCAGGGGCUCCGGCCCCUUUGGCGCACCCCCCUCGUCCCCGGCCCCUCCUUCCAUUCCAGUCCUAGCAGAAUGGCCUUCCGCUUUUCCAAAUAUACUGUCUGAGGAGGAAGGAGGCUGGCUGGGUGCAGGCUGCCCCUAAAGCUGCCAGAAUGAAUCCAAGGGGCACACAGAACUCUGACGGAUUACGGAAGACUUGGGAGACCUGAGGCCGUGUCUGGGGUUGGUAGCCCUGGGACAAUAUUUCAGAUGAAGCUGGCGCUUCUGGGGGCUUCCUGCUUUGGGUAAUUCUUUUCCUCGACCCCCCUCCUAGCCUGCCCCUCCAGAAAAGCCGGAAGAUCUGGAGCCCGAGGCUGGGAGCAGAGCACUGGGCAGGGGAUGGGGCGGAACAGCGCAGUCGAAGGGCCCCGGCCUGGGCUAGGCGGGGCCGCGGGAUCAGACCUGCCCUCCUUGUCCUCCCCAUUCCCCCCGCCCCCCGUUCCGCACGCCGCUGGCUCCGGAGGGGAGGCCCCAGUGGAGGCAGGGAGGUGGCCCGGGCCCACAGCCAGGCCUCCAGCCGUCUCUCCUGGGCCCCACGUGGCUGUUCCGAGGACACGGGGCCCCGGACCCGUGUCCGGCCAUGGCCCGGGGGCCCAACCUGGGCCGGAUCCCGAAGCUGCUGCUGUCAGGCCCGGUGCUCAGGCAGGAGUCCGAGGCAGAGGACGAAGCUUUCCUGUCGGAGCCGUCCCCGGGCGGGCCCCCGCGCCUCCGGCCCACGCCGCCCCACUCGCCUGUCUUCUUCUCCACUCAUUCCCCGACUUUCCGAAAGCGGCUGCAGCCCAGUCGCAGGCUCUGGAACUCCCACCGCCAGGCCCGGGUGGGUGACGAGGACAUUCGCCAGCACCGGCUCACCAAGUCCGUCAGCUUUGAGGUGGAGAAUGGACCUUCCCCAUCCCCAGGACGCAGCCCUUUGGACUCGCAGGCGAGCCCAGGGCUGGUGCUGCCCCCCAGUGCCCCCCAGAGCCAGCGUCGUGAGUCUUUCCUGUACCGUUCGGACAGUGACUAUGACAUGUCACCCAAGACCAUGUCUCGAAACUCUUCCAUUGCCAGUGAAGUACAUGAAGACUUGAUUGUGACACCCUUUGCCCAGGUGCUAGCAAGUCUAAGAAGUGUCCGAAGCAACUUCUCCCUUCUGGCCAAUGUACCAGCCACUGUUGGCAACAAGAAGUCCCCAAUGUGCAAUCAGUCAGCAGUAUGCAAAGCCACACUCUCAGAGGAGACCUACCAGCAGCUGGCCCGGGAGACCCUGGAGGAACUGGAUUGGUGCCUGGACCAGUUAGAGACGAUGCAGACAUACCGGUCUGUGAGUGAGAUGGCCUCCCACAAGUUCAAGAGGAUGCUGAACCGUGAGCUGACACACCUGUCAGAAAUGAGCCGGUCGGGGAACCAGGUCUCGGAAUACAUCUCCACCACCUUCCUGGACAAGCAGGCUGAUGUAGAGAUACCAUCCCCUACACCCAAGGAGCAGGAGAAUCAGCUUCAGCAACAGCCACAGAGGCAACCCAUGUCCCAAAUCAGUGGGGUCAAAAAGCUCACACAUAGCUCCAGUCUCAGCAACUCUGGCAUUCCCCGAUUUGGGGUCAAGACUGACCAGGAAGAGCUGCUGGGCAAGGAGCUGGAAAACUUGAACAAGUGGGGCCUUAACAUCUUCCAAGUAGCUGAGUUCUCCAAUGGCCGGUCCCUAGGAUGUAUCAUGUACACCAUAUUCCAGGAAAGGGACCUGCUGAAGACCUUUAAGAUCCCAGUGGAUACACUGGUUACCUACAUGCUGACCCUGGAGGACCACUACCACGCUGAUGUGGCCUAUCACAAUAGCCUGCAUGCUGCUGAUGUUCUGCAGUCCACACAUGUGCUUCUGGCCACACCAGCACUUGAUGCCGUGUUCACAGAUCUGGAAAUCCUAGCUGCUUUGUUUGCUGCUGCCAUCCACGACGUUGACCACCCAGGGGUCUCUAACCAGUUCCUCAUCAAUACCAACUCAGAACUAGCCCUGAUGUACAAUGAUGAGUCUGUGCUGGAGAAUCACCACCUGGCUGUGGGCUUCAAGCUACUGCAGGAGGAGAAUUGUGACAUCUUCCAGAACCUAAACAAGAGGCAGAGGCAGAGUCUUCGCAGGAUGGUCAUUGACAUGGUGCUGGCCACAGAUAUGUCUAAACACAUGAGCCUUCUGGCUGACCUCAAGACCAUGGUGGAAACGAAGAAAGUGACAAGCUCAGGGGUCCUGCUGUUGGACAACUAUACGGACCGAAUCCAGGUCCUUCGGAACAUGGUGCACUGUGCUGACCUCAGCAACCCGACAAAGCCACUGGCACUGUAUAGGCAAUGGACUGACCGGAUCAUGGAAGAAUUCUUCCGCCAGGGAGACAAGGAACGGGAAAGAGGCAUGGAGAUCAGCCCCAUGUGUGACAAGCACACAGCAUCUGUGGAGAAAUCACAGGUGGGCUUCAUCGACUACAUUGUGCAUCCACUAUGGGAGACGUGGGCAGACCUGGUUCACCCCGAUGCUCAGGAGAUUUUGGACAUGCUGGAGGAUAAUCGAGAUUGGUACCAUAGUGCUAUCCCACAGAGCCCCUCACCACCCCCUGAAGAGCCACCUGGCCAGGGCCAGGACAAGUUCCACUUUGAAUUGAUCCAUGAGGAAGAUACAGCAGCCACAAAGACAGUCGCACAAUUGGAGGAAGAGGACGAGCCAGUCCCCGAGGUGGGGCGGGCAGGCCCAGGCUGUGGCUCCCCAAAGGGCCGCCUGCCCGCCCCACCCUCCGAAAGGCCCCUAAGCCCCUCAGGAGCUUUGGUUCUUCAAGAGACCUGUCAAAGGCCAGACUCGACGGAGGAGGAACAGCAACUAAAGGAGCCCACGGCAGCCAAAGAGGCGAAGCAGUCCCUGCUCGGAUCGCCUCAGGAGUUGGAGUCAGACGGGGAAGUAGCCGAGGCCGAUGCCUCUUUGCCAGCAGAGGAAAAAACAUCAUUGGAAGCCCCAACCUUAUCCAGCCUAGGGGACCUGGGGUGUCCAUCCUGAACUCCAUCUCCCCGUCCCUAACUCCUCCCCAGCCCUGGACUCCUCCACUUCCACUUCCACCAACCACCUCCACCUUUUUCCGGAAGCAGCAGCAAAAACUUGCAGUUUUGGAAAAAAAGAAAAAAGAAAAAUAUUCUUCCCCCUUUUUCUUUUUUUUCCCUGCUGGGUUUUUUGGUGGUGGGGUUAGGGAGUGGG
Messenger RNA from Dromiciops gliroides (monito del monte), 4522 nucleotides. It is a transcript of the gene PDE4A, whose product is annotated as phosphodiesterase 4A. Gene Ontology annotation, cellular component: cytosol; perinuclear region of cytoplasm; nucleus. NCBI's taxonomy places the organism in Eukaryota, Metazoa, Chordata, Mammalia, Microbiotheria, Microbiotheriidae. Gene Ontology annotation, molecular function: 3',5'-cyclic-AMP phosphodiesterase activity. The transcript is spliced from 16 exons. Bases 1892 to 4327 code for a protein of 811 amino acids. Gene Ontology annotation, biological process: signal transduction. The record is from RefSeq and is a predicted model, not a curated record.